Prosopis cineraria is the source of this 1545-nucleotide messenger RNA. Its product is annotated as UPF0481 protein At3g47200-like. The transcript has 2 exons. Bases 323 to 1429 code for a protein of 368 amino acids. Lineage: Eukaryota; Viridiplantae; Streptophyta; Magnoliopsida; Fabales; Fabaceae. The record is from RefSeq and is a predicted model, not a curated record.
CAACUUGAGAGAGCACUGCACUGAGGUUACUGCUCGGAGAUGGCGGACAUGGCAGGAAAAGAAUUGAGAAGUGAGAGUUCUGAAGAAAUUGUUGAAACGCAACGACUUCUCCCCCUACCUCUUUUCACAGAUUCACCAUCCAAUCAUUUGGAAUCGGAACAACAUGCGCAUAUAUCAUCCUCUACUUUUGUUCAUUUCUAUAGCCUUUUCAUGGAAGAUAAGGUGAUGGUUGAUAUUAAGAACCUGAUACAAGAUAGCGGAGAUGGUCGCUUGCUACCAACAUGUUGUAUCUAUAGGGUGCCCCUUACAAUCCGUCAUCUAAAUGAAGAGGCUUACACCCCAAAAGUUAUUUCAAUUGGCCCCUUUCAUUAUGGUGAUCCAAGGCUGCAAGAUAUGGAAGAGCACAAACAAAUUUUGUUCAAAGCAUUUACGCAAAUUUGUAAAACGUUCAGCGCAACAGGUUUGUGCAUCUUACUCUGAGAACAUCAAACUUAGUGAGGAGGAACUUGUGAAAAUGGUAUUAGUAGAUGCUGGUUUCAUCAUUGAGUUCUUCACGAGAUGGAAAAAGUUUCCUUAUGAGUUUGACAACGAUGCUAAACUGUCACAAUCACGGUUAUUAGAUACUAUCACUAAGGAUUUGCUUUUGCUCGAGAAUCAACUUCCUUUCUUCGUUAUUGAAGAGCUCUUCAAUAUAGCCUUUCCCCUUGACCAACGUGACCUCCCUUCAUUUUUUGAUCUAUCUUGUCAGUACUUUGAUUAUUUUAAUGUACAAAAGUUAAAGCCCAAUAAUGAUGUUAGCAUAAACCACUUCACAGAUCUUCUUAGACAGUUUUACUUACCAAGAACAAAACCAAAAACGGAUUCAUUUCUACAGGUCACCCAUGUUCUUUUGUAUAGUGCAAGUGAGCUACAGGAAGCAGGGAUAAAGUUGAAGGCAAGCGCAAGCAAGUGCUUACUAGAAUUAAAAUUUUCUGGACAUACUCUUGAGAUCCCAAAAUUUUUUGUGGAAGAUUCAACAGAAAAGUUGUUUCGUAAUAUGAUAGCUCUAGAGCAAUGUCAUUAUCCCUGUGAAUCUUACAUUACUGACUAUGCUAUGGUGUUGGAUUGCCUGAUCAACACCCAUAAAGAUGUGGAUGUCCUUGUUCAUAGGAAAAUAGUCACCAACUAUUUAGGUGACACCAAUGAUGUUGCUGCAAUGGUUAAUGGUCUCUGGAAAAAUGUCGUUCAUGAGAAUUUCAAUUCUGAAUACCUUGAUACUUGUCGAAGGUUGAAUGAAUUUUGUGAACAUUGGUGGCAAAAGAAGAAGAUGGCAUUGAGACGCGAUUAUUGUCGUACACAGUGGCAAUUUGUUGUCUCCAUUGCUGGAGUCAUGCUCCUCAUUCUCUCCGUUGUUCAGACCAUAUUUUCCAUCCUCCAAGUAGUGAAGUAGUAGAUUUCAAAGCAUUUAUCUUUUCUGAUAUUUGACUGUUCUAUUAUAUUGUCCAAGUUUGUUAUGAAUGCUGUGAAAUUUUUCAAACUCGCAAUUUCCAAAACAUUGUUAUAUAA